AUGGUGCUCGACGCGAAGGAUGCGCCGUUGCUGAAGACAUGGCUGAUGAAGCGCCUAAAGGCGUUGCAAGCAUCAUCACGGACCGACAGUGACGUGGACGCCGACAUCCUAGCCGAAUAUGUAGUGGCCCUUCUCCAGCACGACACGAGCUCAGCCAGUGCAAAGGAGAUGUGUCGGUCGGAGCUCUAUGACUUUCUGAAAGACGGUGCCCGACAGCCGUCUACAAAGCCUGCUCCGGGACCACAACCUCCUGCACCGACUACCCAACUCCCACGAGCCGGUGCCAGCCGUGGCUAUGGCACAGUCCAACCACCUGCAGGGUCCGAAUCGACGAUCCCCCCCGCAAACGGCUCGAGAAAACGGACAUACAAUGAGUCGUCACUGCCUGCAGCACUGCCCGGAGGAGCAGGUGACAGGGCAGCCAAGCAGCCGCGUCGUAGCAGAGGCAGCGCAGGCAUCUUGGGUGGUGGUCGGGGAGGAGCAGAUGUUGCAAUACAGCCCGGCUUUCCUGUACCUACGCACAGCGGCUACAUAGCAGCGCCAUUGCCACAAAUUCCGCCCGCCCCCGGCACGUUCAACCCCGGCGCGGCCGUGUUCCAGCCCGGUGCUCCAAUGGUGCCUGCCGGUAUGUCACCAAAUGGUCCGCAGCCCUUUUUCUACGGCAACGGUCCCGUCCCGCAACACCUGGUCGAGAACCUCAUGCGGAUGCAGCAGCAACUGGAGCUUGCGCUCUCAUCAUACAACGCCUUUGCCGCUUCGGGUACGAGCGGCCAGCGCGCCAAGAAACCAAAGCGUGCGCGCCGAUGCCGUAACCUCGAAAAGAAGGGUGUCUGCGACAAGGUGAACUGCCGGUUCGAUCACACGCCUGCCGGCGCGCAGAUUGGCCUUGCCAUGGCGCAACCGCAGCCUUCCCGGAGCGUCACAAUCGUGACGGCAGGUGCCAGAAAGGCGACCAUUGUGGUGAAACGUAUUCCAGACGAGUUUUUGAACGAAAAAGAUGUGCGAAGCCAAUUUUCCACUUUCGGCACCAUUGAGGACGUCAUGAUCGACCCCCAGUACAAGGUGGCUACAGUGUUAUUUGACACGCCCGCGGCGGCCCACAUGGCCGUCACAUCGCCCAAGACGCUUUUCGACAACCGCUUCGUCACCGUGUCGCAUUUUGACGAUGAGAAGCCUCAACAUUCCUCGCUCAAGCAGUUUGGUUAUGGCGAGGAAGAGGGAGAGGUCGGAGAGGCAACGCCGGAGUUGGACAUGGACGAGUUUCGGCGAAAACAAGAAGCUGCGCAAAAGGAACACGAGGAGAAGAAACGGCUGCUGGAAGAGCUUGCCGAGCAGCAGCAGAGCAUUGACGACCGCCUUAAGAGAAAUUUCGCCCAGCAGCUUGAACUGCGAAAAAAGAUUGUCGCCAACAUGUCCGCAAAGCUUAAACGGGGCGAUUCGCAGCAAGCCGCCGGUGACGACGACGACAACGACGGAACUAGUGGGGCCGAGUCUCCCGGUUCAUCGAAAUCCAAAUCCGCUGCGCAGGCACUGCAGACUGAACUGAUCCGCGCACAGCUCGCUACGCUCGAGACCGAGGCCAAACUGUUGGGCAUCGACCCGGACACGAUCCUGGGCGAACCGUCUCCAUCCAUGUCUGGCGAUGAUUGGCCGUCGCAUUCUUAUUCGCCGUGGACACCACCACCACGUGGCGACGGCUAUGGUCGGGGUCGGGGUAGCUAUGCCCCGCGGGGCCGUGGUGGCGGCAGAGGCGGCGGCCGCGGUGGCUACCAGCCAGGCUCCAUGUCACUUGUCUAUGCGGCCUACUCGCUCGACAACCGGCCGCGACGGGUCACGGUCAGCGGUUGCGAUUUCACCGAUCCCGCCAAGAGCGAGGCCCUGCGGCAACAUCUGUUGGGCGUCGGCGACUUUUCUGCGAUUGACACGACAGACGACCACGCGACCAUUACCUUUGGCGACCGCCGCACCGCCGAGGCCUUCUUUCACGGUCUGUCCCGUGCCAGCGGCGCAUCUGCUUCCCCAGACAGCAAGUUGAUCCCGGGCAUCGACGAGCCAGUCGAGCUCAGCUGGGUCGCCGGUGCGGUCCCUGCCCACGGCGACCAUACUGCAGGCGCACAGACGACCACAGAUCGGAACGGAACAGAGAGGAAUGGCCCCUGUAUCAUGGAGGUGGAAGACGAACUCGAAGAAGGUGAAGAACGGGAGAAAGACGAGCAGCGCGAGGAAGAGGAUCGCCGGCACCGUACGAGACUGCAGAGGCAGAACAUGGACUUUGACGUUGCCGACGAGGGCGAAUGGGACUUACAUUAG
Sporothrix brasiliensis 5110 is the source of this 2310-nucleotide messenger RNA. RefSeq lists its product as uncharacterized. Gene Ontology annotation, molecular function: metal ion binding; RNA binding. The record is from RefSeq and is a predicted model, not a curated record. The coding region runs from base 1 to 2310 and encodes 769 amino acids. The transcript has 3 exons. Lineage: Eukaryota; Fungi; Ascomycota; Sordariomycetes; Ophiostomatales; Ophiostomataceae. Gene Ontology annotation, cellular component: nucleus.